Musa acuminata subsp. malaccensis (wild Malaysian banana) is the source of this 1776-nucleotide messenger RNA. Lineage: Eukaryota; Viridiplantae; Streptophyta; Magnoliopsida; Zingiberales; Musaceae. The record is from RefSeq and is a predicted model, not a curated record.
UAGCGGAAGUGGUGGCGUGCAAGCGUGGUAUGGGCGAGGAAGGGAGGAGAGAUUAAAGCGAGCAAGGGAAGGGAUGCGAUGGGCAACACAGAUCCACUCCUUGCCCUGCGUCACCGCCCGCAGAUCUCAUGGUGGACAUCGUCGACUACCGCGGCCGCCCCGCUAACAGAUCCACCUCCGGCGGCUGGACCUCCGCUCUCUUCAUCAUAGGGGUGGAGAUAGCUGAGAGAUUCGCAUUCUACGGGAUAUCAUCCAACCUGAUAUCCUACCUCACCGGCCCGCUCGGAGAGUCGAUGGCGAUGGCGGCGGCGGCGCUCAACGCGUGGAACGGCGUGGCGUCGAUGCUGCCACUCUUGGGGGCCUUCGUCGCCGAUUCCUACCUGGGGCGCUACCGAACCAUCGUCAUCGCCUCUCUCCUCUACAUCCUGGGUCUAGGCACGCUGACACUGUCAUCUAUGCUACCUAUCUUCCAUCCGGCGAAAUGUGGAACGGCUUGCCCACCUCCUCGGCUCCAAGUGGCCUUGUUCUACGUCUCCCUCUACCUGGUGGCAAUCGCCCAAGGAGGCCACAAGCCCUGCGUCCAAGCCUUCGGCGCGGACCAGUUCGACCAGAACGACCCCCAGGAACGCGUCGCCAGGAGCUCCUUCUUCAACUGGUGGUACUUCGGAAUUUGCUGCGGCGUCGUGGUCACCCUCGUCAUCCUCAGCUACGUCCAGGACAACAUCGGCUGGGGCCUUGGGUUCGGAAUCCCCUGCAUCGUUAUGCUGUUUGCCCUCGUGUUGUUCGUGCUCGGAACCAGGACUUACCGCUUCUGCCUCUUGCAAGAGGAGAGCCCCUUCGCUCGGAUCGGCAGAACGCUCGUCGCAUUGGCAAGAAAGAGGCUGGGAAAACUUCCCAUUACCGAACUGCAAUCCGACGUCGAACGUGUGGAGGAGACGAAGGGGCUGUUUCGACUGUUCCCCAUAUGGACGACGUGUUUGAUCUACGCCGUUGUGUUCGCGCAGUCCUCAACUCUGUUCACCAAGCAAGGCGGUACAUUGGACAGGAGGAUCAGCUCCAAGCUUCAGGUGCCGCCGGCGGCGCUGCAGAGUUUUAUCAGCGCCUCCAUCAUCGUCUCCAUCCCCAUCUACGAUCGUAUCCUCGUCCCUGUGGCUCGGAAGUUCUCCGGGCUUCCUUCCGGCAUCACCAUGCUGCAGAGGAUUGGCACCGGGAUGGCUCUGUCUCUCAUCUCCAUGGUGAUAGCGGCUCUGGUGGAGAUGAAGCGGCUCAAAACUGCUCGAGAGUUCGGUCUGGUGGAUCAGCCCAACGCUAGGAUUCCGAUGAGCUUGUGGUGGCUGGUGCCUCAGUAUGUUCUUUUCGGGGUUGCAGAUGUCUUCACCAUGGUUGGCCUGCAGGAGUUCUUCUACGACCAAGUCCCUGACGCAUUGAGGACCCUGGGGCUGGCUCUCUAUAUUAGCAUCUUCGGCAUCGGCAGCUUCAUCAGUGGAUUCCUGAUCUCUGUGAUCAACAAAACGACGAGCAGAGGUGGAGAGAGCUGGUUUUCCAACAAUCUGAACCGUGCUCAUCUCGAUUACUUCUAUUGGCUUCUUGCGGGGCUCAGCAUGAUCGAGCUAGUUCUCUACGUGUACUUUACGCAAGCUUACGUGUAUAAGAAAAAGCAGGAUACUGCAGUCAUGUAGUUUAUUUUCCAGGUCGAUUAUAUAAGGUAAGAAUGAUGCUGCCGGCAUGUAAUAUAGUUUCCGGGGCUUCAAUAAAUUGGACGCAUUGUUACAGUUC